Molecule: messenger RNA, 705 nt
Organism: Caenorhabditis remanei
Lineage: Eukaryota; Metazoa; Nematoda; Chromadorea; Rhabditida; Rhabditidae
Exons: 7
Coding region: 1-705 (234 amino acids)
Molecular function (GO): oxygen binding; heme binding
Source: RefSeq, a predicted model, not a curated record
AUGCACUCAGCUAGAAUCCAACAGUUCGUCAGACGUCUUCAACGGCCAUCUAUUCAAGCAGACCAUGUAUAUAUUUCCAGCAAAUACACAAGUCGUUUGUUCAUUUGUGAGCAAGAGGAAGUGAACAAAAUGAUUGAGUCAUAUCAGAAAAUCGACGACAAAUACGCACUGUUUGAGCAAAUGUUUUUGACUAUAUUUUUGGAGCAAGAAGUGGAGAUGGCCUUCAGUUUUGGACUCGAAAACUUGAAUGAGCAACAGUUGAAGGUGGAGCAAAAGUUCAGAACUCAUGUUGGAAAGUUUCAGAGAUUCAUCACAGGAAUCAUUGACAUGCUCUCCAAAGGUGUCGAGAGUUCAGAUCAGAUCGUUGAGAUUCUCAGAAUCGUGGGUCGUCAACACGGAAACGUGCGGACUAUGAGCUUCACUGCCGAGAAGUGGCUCAUUUUCAAGAACGUGCUCCUUGACCUCCUGUGCAAGGAUGCAAAUGAGAAAGUGUGUGGCACUUGGAACAAACUCAUCAGUUUCAUGAUUUCGGAAAUCAAAGACAGCUAUUUGGAGCAUGUCCGACACGCUCGCUCAUCAUCUUGUCCACAAAUCAAUUCGUAUCGUUUCAUCGCCUCUCGAUCAAAACGUCUUCGCCCACGGAAACAUUCAGAAUCGGCCAACAAACUAGGACGCAUCGAAGCCGGAAAAGUGCUUGACGGGUGA